AUGGAAGUUACUCAACCUACCCAGCAAUCGACACAGGCGACCCAAAAAUAUUUGGUAGAGAAGUUUUCACAAGAACAGAUUGAUGACGAUAUUGUGUGCCGAAUAAUAUGUACCACUGGUCAGAUACCAAUACGGGAUCUACGAGCUGAUAUCGAUGAAGUAUUACAACAGAAGGAUCCUAUCAAGAAAGUUUGGACUUUUGGACGUAACGCUGGGUGUGAUUACCAUUUGGGCAAUAUAACGAGAUUGUCGAAUAAGCAUUUCCAAAUACUUCUAGGUGAAGAUGGUAAUCUUUUAUUGAAGGAUAACUCGACAAACGGGACUUGGUUAGAUGGCCAACGUGUGGAUAAGGAUAGAAAUCAGCUUUUGUCCCAAGGAGAUGAGAUUACUGUAGGAGUUGGAGUUUCCGCAGACGUACUAACGCUGGUGAUAUUUAUCAAUGAAAGAUUCAAGCAGAGGUUGGAACAGGCGAAAUCUGAAAAACUGAAAGGUAAAAAAAUCUCUAAAUCAGGUUCUGCCGGUGCUGCAGGCCUUCAAGGUGUUUUUAAGGACUUUUCCAUUAAAGAUGAAGUCGUAGGGCAAGGUGCAUUUGCAGUUGUUAAAAAGGCAGUAGAAAGAAGUACAGGUAAGACUUUUGCCGCCAAAAUCAUCAGUAAGCGUAAAUUGAUGGGAAACUGGGACGGUGUGGAUCGAGAAUUGGCAGUGCUGAGAAAAUUACACCAUCCGAGAAUUGUUAGGCUCAAAGGAUUUUACGAGGAUAAAGAAUGUUACUAUCUUUUAAUGGAAUUUGUAUCUGGUGGAGAUCUUAUGGAUUUCGUAGCUGCACAUGGAUCUGUAGGGGAAGAUGCAGGUAGGGAAAUUACUAGACAAGUCUUGGAAGCAGUUGCAUACAUUCACUCUCGAGGCAUAAGUCAUCGUGAUUUGAAGCCUGAUAAUAUACUCAUUGAACAAGACGAUCCAGUUCUAGUAAAGGUUACAGAUUUUGGGUUAGCAAAAGUGCAGGGAAACGGUACUUUUAUGAAAACUUUCUGUGGAACCUUAGCGUAUGUGGCACCCGAAGUGAUCGGCGGUAAAAACGACAAUACAGAGGAGGAAAAGAAUGAGUACUCAUCGCUGGUCGAUAUGUGGUCAAUGGGGUGUCUCGUAUACGUGAUACUCACAGGACAUCUUCCAUUUAGUGGAAGUACGCAGGAACAACUCUACGAACAGAUUAGUAGGGGUUCUUAUCACGAAGGACCUUUGAAAGAUUUUAGAAUUUCUGAUGAAGCCAGAGAUUUCAUUGAUUCUCUUUUACAAGUUAAUCCAAAUUUAAGGACUACGGCUGAGAAAGCACUGCAGCAUCCAUGGAUUAGAAGUGGCUUCCAUCAAGACAGUUUAGAAUUGUCACAGGUAUCGUUGUCACAGUCGCUGUCACAACAGAGAAUACUGGAAAGUUUAGAUGAUGCUCAAUACGAAUUCGUCAAAGUGCGUAGGCGCAUGGAAGAGGAACGUCGUAAACCACUUGCAGGUCCUCCUGUUUCUCAAGGCUUUAAGGUUCCGCAACAACCACCUAUUCGUUAUACCCAGCCUAAGGUAGCCGCACCACAACCUUUAGAGUUAAGUCACCCAUUAGAUGCCAUUAGAUUGUCGAACAAGAAGGGCGGUGGUAAAUUCCUUACCCUUCAUCCGUUACCAGAGAGUCGUAUACAAGAGCUCAUCAAAGUAAAACAAGGUGUCAAUCCUUUUUUUGUUGGAAGGUCAGAUGAUUGUAAUUGUAAGAUAGAAGACAACCGUUUGUCUAGAGUACACUGUUUUGUCCUCAAGAAAAGACACGUAGUUGGUGAUUCUCUUUAUGAAUCACCAGCUCAAGGUUUAGAAGAUAUUUGGUACUGUCAUUCAGGCACUAACGUAUCGUAUUUGAAUAAUCAAAGGAUGACACCCGGGACCAAAAUACUUCUACAGAACGGCGAUGAGAUAAAGAUCAUAUGGGAUAGAAUUAACAACUUCACGAUAGGAUUCAAAGUUGAACUUAAUGAUACCACAGGGCUUUUCAACAAUGGUGUUGCCGUGCCACCAGACCAAAGGACUAUUGAAGCUCAGACAGAAUAUGAAAAAUCGUUAGUACAAAAACUGGGUCAAAUAAUGGCACAUAAGAGAUUAGAUUCUCAAAACAAUCCAGACCAACCAGGGACUUUACUCAAGAGAGUUCACUCUGUAAGUCUGUCACAGUCUCAGAGUGAUCCUACAAAGAAAGUCAAAAGAGCUAAACUAGACCAGGCGAACGAACCUCAAGGUUUGCCCUUCUCAUGA
This is a messenger RNA of Zygosaccharomyces rouxii, 2289 nucleotides long. RefSeq names its product serine/threonine/tyrosine protein kinase RAD53 (gene RAD53). Gene Ontology annotation, molecular function: DNA replication origin binding; protein serine/threonine kinase activity; ATP binding. The coding region runs from base 1 to 2289 and encodes 762 amino acids. The record is from RefSeq and is a predicted model, not a curated record. Gene Ontology annotation, cellular component: nucleus; cytoplasm. Gene Ontology annotation, biological process: DNA replication initiation; protein phosphorylation; DNA damage checkpoint signaling. The transcript has a single exon. Lineage: Eukaryota; Fungi; Ascomycota; Saccharomycetes; Saccharomycetales; Saccharomycetaceae.